AUGACAAGCACCACCGCCGCCGCUACCACCUGGCAAGCGCGCGCCGAGACGAAGCAGGCGGCCCGCGAAGCCCUCCUGCCGGCGGACACGAUCCUCCCCCCGGGCCUGGUGACGGACCAGACGACUGACGUCACGGCCAUCCCGCGCACGUCGGGCCUGCUGAGCGCGCACGAGCUGGAGAUCACCGAGAGCGAGACGCCGGCGAUUCUGGCCAAGCUCGCCAGCGGCGAGUGGACGUCUGAGGCCGUCACGCGCGCUUUCUGCCGGCGUGCGAGCAUCGCGCACCAGCUGACCAACUGCCUCACUGAGAUCUUCUUCGACAAAGGGAUCGCGCGGGCCAAGGCGCUCGACGAGGAGUUCAAGCGCACAGGCAAGGCCCGGGGGCCGUUGCAUGGCCUCCCCGUGUCCCUCAAGGAGCAGAUCGGCGUCGCUGGCGUCGAGCGUAGCUUCGGCUUUGUCGGAUUCAUAGGCCGCGUAGCCGAGGUCGACUCGGCGCUGGUCGAGAUCCUCCUCGCGCAGGGGGCAAUCCCGUACUGCGCGACCAAUAUCGCCCAGGGGCUCUUCUUCGGCGAGGCGGUCAACAACGUGUUCGGCGAGACGGUCAACCCGUACAACCGCAAGCUCACCCCCGGCGGAAGCUCGGGCGGCGAGGGCGCGCUCCUCGCCCUACGUGGCAGCCCGCUCGGCGUCGGCUCCGACAUUGGCGGGAGCGUGCGUAUUCCUGCCGGGCACUGCGGGCUGUAUUCGUUGAGGCCAAGCUACCAGCGGAUCCCGUACGAGGGGACGUGCAAUUCGCAGGAGGGCCAGGACUCGAUCCGUUCCGUCCUCGGGCCAAUGUCCACCUCCCUCGGCGCAGUCAAGACCCUCUUCAAGUCCGUCCUCGACGCGCAGCCGUGGCGCCUGGACCCGCAAGUCCUCCGCCAGGGUUGGAGGGAGGAGGGCUACGCGCUCGCGGACCACGGGCACGACCAGGGGCUCGUCUUCGGCAUGAUGUGGGACGAUGGCUCGGUGCGGCCUGCACCACCGUACGCGCGCGCCAUGACGGAGGUGAAGGCUGCGCUCGAGGCGGCGGGGCACAAAGUCGUCGACUUUGUGCCUUACGAGGCGGCCGAGGGGACGGCGAUCAUGUACGAGUCGUUCGGCGGCGACGGCAUGCGCGACCUCUUCGACACGCUCGCGCUCUCCGGCGAGCCCCGCGUCGGCCCGCAGGCGGACCAGCCGCAGGGCACCGAGCUGACCAUCACCCAGUGGUGGAGCCUGCAUGCGCGCAAGGGGCGAUGGCUCAAGGGCCAGCUCGACGCUUGGAAUGCGACCAGCAAAACGACGGGCACGGGGCGCGCGGUCGACGCUAUUAUUUGCCCUGUUGCUGGUGGGCCGGCGCAGGUGUUGCGGACGCCGCAAUACCACACCUACACCCACUGGUGCAACGUUGCCGACUUCCCCGCCGUCGCGAUCCCCGUCACGCGCGUCGACCCCGCGCUCGACCCCAAAGUCGAACGCAGCGACUACCACGGCGACAUGGACAAGCACUUCUGGGAGCAGUACGACCCCCAGGUAUACGCCAACUCGCCUAUCGGGCUGCAGGUCGUCGCGCAGAAGGGCGAGGACGAGGCCGUGCUUGCGAUGGCGGAAAUCGUCGACAACGCCCUCAAGGCCCACCGCGCCGCCCAUGGCACCACCGACCCCAGCUAG
Messenger RNA from Vanrija pseudolonga, 1692 nucleotides. RefSeq names its product Acetamidase. The coding region runs from base 1 to 1692 and encodes 563 amino acids. The transcript has 11 exons. The record is from RefSeq and is a predicted model, not a curated record. Lineage: Eukaryota; Fungi; Basidiomycota; Tremellomycetes; Trichosporonales; Trichosporonaceae.